Pelobates fuscus (common spadefoot toad) is the source of this 959-nucleotide messenger RNA. It is a transcript of the gene REXO2, whose product is annotated as RNA exonuclease 2. NCBI's taxonomy places the organism in Eukaryota, Metazoa, Chordata, Amphibia, Anura, Pelobatidae. The record is from RefSeq and is a predicted model, not a curated record. Gene Ontology annotation, cellular component: mitochondrion. Gene Ontology annotation, molecular function: 3'-5'-RNA exonuclease activity; nucleic acid binding.
UGGAACACUAUUAUAUCUAUGAUCACGUUCGUAUUACGUAGAAAAGAGGCUUGGAACGCAGUGUUGUGACAUAUCUCGAAUCAACUGAUAUAUUAUACAUGGUUUCACUAUUUAGCUAUUGCGCUUCGCGCGUUUUCAGUUCAGUGCUUAAUAUUCCCACUUGUCGUCUUCUGUUCGGAAGAACUUGCGUUCCAGCUGUCACACUCUGCAGGCGUCAGAACAUGGCAAACAACCAAGGGCAGCGCAUGGUGUGGGUGGAUCUUGAGAUGACUGGUCUAGACAUUGAGGUGGAUCAAAUCAUUGAGAUGGCAUGUCUGAUAACAGAUUCUGAUCUGAACAUUCUCUGUGAAGGCCCAAAUUUGAUAAUCCAUCAGCCAGAUGAAUUACUGAAUGGCAUGUCUGACUGGUGUAAAGAACAUCAUGGAAAGUCUGGCCUUACUCGAGCUGUUCAAGAAAGUCACAUAACUUUACAACAAGCAGAAUAUGAAUUUCUCUCUUUCAUCCGGCAACAUACUCCACCUGGUCUUUGCCCUCUAGCAGGAAAUUCUGUGCAUGCAGAUAAGAAAUUUCUGGAUAAAUACAUGCCACAAUUUAUGAAACACUUGCAUUACCGAAUCAUCGAUGUAAGCACAGUGAAAGAACUUUGCAGGCGUUGGUAUACUGAUGAAUUUGAACAGGCACCAAAGAAAAAGGCAUCCCAUAGAGCCCUGGAUGAUAUCAAAGAAAGCAUCAGGGAAUUGCAGUUUUACAAAGAAUCCAUUUUUAAAAUGAAAACCAAGAAGAGGAAAAAAAAGGCUGAUAAUGGAGAUAAACCCAAGGAGAAAUGUGGGACCAGUAAUUAGUUUUUUGGGAGGUUUAUGCAGUUUAUAUGUGGCUGAUGCACUCGGGUUUGGGAGAGUAUGCAGAUAACUUUUCGUUAUAUGCCAAUAUAAAUAUGUGUAAUAAAAACUCUUACUUUA